Messenger RNA from Humulus lupulus (European hop), 738 nucleotides. RefSeq lists its product as uncharacterized. The transcript is spliced from 3 exons. NCBI's taxonomy places the organism in Eukaryota, Viridiplantae, Streptophyta, Magnoliopsida, Rosales, Cannabaceae. The record is from RefSeq and is a predicted model, not a curated record. Bases 1 to 738 code for a protein of 245 amino acids.
AUGUUUGAUUUUGAUGACAGAGUUGGAGGUAGGCCUAUAACGGAUAUGGAAAUGGAAGAUGCUCGAAUUGUUCAGAAACUGAACAGAUUGAAGGGAUUUUUGGCUAAGUUUAAUAAUCGGCAAAUUGGUGAUGUCACAGUUUGCUACUUAACUGCCAAGGAAAAGUUUCGACAUGCUCAAUUUGUGCUUCAGCAGGAACCUCACUCUAUAGGAUUUCAGCAAGCUGAGCACGAAGCAUGUUUAGAAUUUACCCGUCUAUCCAAAAUGUAUGAAAGUUUUCUUAGGCAAAGGAGCAAGAUCACUUGGCUGAAAUUUGGUGAUGACAAUACGUCCUACUUUCAUGCAAGUCUAAAGCAGCGGUCAGCUUGUAAUAGGAUUACAACCUACUUGGAUGAGCAUGUUACGCCUUUUUCGAAGAGGGAUGUUAAACUGGCCAUGUUUAGUAUUCAUUCUAUAAAAAGUCCUGGUCCUGAUGGGUUUGGUUUGGGUUUUUUCAAAUACAUGUGCAGAGAUUUCUGGGAUGAGAUUUCUAUUGCUGUUUUGAAUUUUUUUGAAACUGGCCGAUUACCAAUAGCUCUUAACAGAUCAAUUAUUACCCUUAUUCCUAAAACUGAAAAUCCUUCUACAGCAGCAGAUUAUAGACCGAUAGCAUGUUGUAAUACUCUAUACAAAUGUAUUUCUAAGAUGCUUUGUAUGAGACUAGCCAUUGUUCUUCCUUUGCUUACUCAUCAAUACUAG